Molecule: messenger RNA, 2713 nt
Organism: Saccoglossus kowalevskii
Lineage: Eukaryota; Metazoa; Hemichordata; Enteropneusta; Harrimaniidae
Product: putative tRNA (uracil-O(2)-)-methyltransferase
Biological process (GO): tRNA methylation
Molecular function (GO): metal ion binding; tRNA (uridine) methyltransferase activity
Source: RefSeq, a predicted model, not a curated record
AUGGAGGGACUGCUGUUGACAGACGAUCAAUGGGUAGAUAGGGGUGUGUUAGAGUGUAAAGCUGAAAAGGCAGGUUUCUGGAAAGCGAUUGAACUCUGGCUACAAAAACCACAUGUUGUCAAUCGACGACUCAGCGGCGCUGUUUUGUUUCUCAGAAUGGAUCUCCCACCGGAAUCCGUACUGGCAUUAAUACGACAACAUUCAGAAUUACUCUGCCGUGAAGAUUUCUCAACAAAAAGCCUAAAAGACCAUACAGGUUUCGAAAGUAAUGCCGUUGGUUCCUCUCCCGGUGCUGCCGAUGAUGAAGAUACUGUUGGUUGCCAUGGAAACAUUGUCACUUUUUGCAUCAGAAAGAUACUCCCCAAGCAGCUGGACAGAAAUAAGUCUGUCAACGAGUGUGUGGUAUUAGACAAAUUUCAUGGAUAUGCUACUUUUCUAACAUACCCUAAUAAUAAUGAACAUAAAGAUGGACGUGAUUGUCCAAUUAUGUCUGCAUAUAGGAUUGGCUUCCAACAAAAUGAAUCCAGGAUAAAUCUUCAGACACCAGCAGUUAGUGAUGUGUUAUCGCAUCCUAGCGAUGGUGUAACCAAUCCUCAUUUGGACUGGUUGCUAAGCUUUUUACUCCCUAAGAUUGUCAAGUGGUCUGCAGAAAGUGAUUCUCAACAAUCUGUCCAAUAUAAAUCACUUGUACCAAUAGAUAAUUACACAGUUUUGUAUCAGAAACUCAAACAGAAAUACGGAGCCAAGAUGGUCGAGAUUUGGCCAGAAAAUACUGAUCCUCUGAAAUUUGUUUAUGAAGACAUCGCCAUAGCAACCUACCUUUUGUUGCUGUGGGAAGCAGAAAGAGAGGAAAAAGCUCUUGUUGAAAAACAAACAUUUAUAGAUCUGGGAUGUGGUAAUGGUCUCUUAGUGUAUAUUCUUGUUUCAGAAGGGCAUGCAGGUAAAGGCAUAGAUGUGCAUAAAAGAAAGAUCUGGGAUUUAUUUGGUGAUGACAUUGACCUUCAGGAAGUUACAAUAACACCAUCAGAUAAAGCACUCUUCCCUGAUACUGAUUGGAUAAUUGGUAAUCACUCUGAUGAGCUAACACCAUGGAUACCAGUCAUUGCAGCCAGGUCCAGCUACACGACGCGGUAUUUUGUCUUGCCAUGCUGCUUUUACGAUUUUAACUGUAAAUUCAGGAGAAAAAAUUCAAAGAUUCCUCAGUAUUUGACAUACCUGGAGUAUGUUAUGCAUAUAGGCGAGGUUUGUGGAUUUGAUGUGCAAGAAGAUAGAAUGAGAAUACCAUCAACAAAACGAGUUUGUCAAGUUGGAAGUUCCAGGAUAUAUCCUGUAGAAGAACACAUAGACAGAGAAACAUUGAUACAAGGGUUCAUUGAUGAUAGAUGUCAACAAAACUGUCUAACAAAGAUGGUGUCCAGUGGUGGCACUGAGGUCACUGAGCAUGCUCAGUAUGAUCACUCUGCAUCUGAUGGUGAUCAUUCAUUAGAUACCCAAAGUGCUACACCAGCAUGGGUGCACCACUUUGAACCAAGAGCUCAAACAGAAGCUGUCAGGAACUGUUCGAAAGUUGAUUAUUUCCUGAGAAAGCACAUUACAAAGACUAUAGGUGAUGUUCUGAUCAGUAAAGGCAGUGAUAAUGAUUAUAUAGACAUUGAAUAUGCAAAUGGUUCUGGAAAACAAUGGAACACAGGAGGUAAAAUACCAUUGCCAGAGGUAGCCAAGUUAUUUGACAGUAAUAUAUUAAAACAACUCAAGAAUGAAUGUGGUGGUCUGCAAACUUUGCUAAGAAAUAGUCACCAAGUAUUCCAAGUUUAUGGAGGUGAAGUCAGACUCAGAGAUUGGUCAAAAAUUGGACCUAUCAGAAAAGGGACUGCAAGUUCAAAUCAGGUGCCAGAUGCUUCUUCACCAACCAGGAAACUACUCGGAAAGUCUCACGAUGCUAGUCAACUUCGGAAAACAAAACUGUGUUGGUUUCAUAGCAACCACCCAGAUGGCUGUCCAAGGAUGGCAAUGGAUUGUACAUUUGCCCACGGGGAGGAGGAAAUGAAACAGCGACCAACAUUUCAAAAAUAAUUUACAUAUCUAGUCAGUUAUUGGAAUUUGCAAGCUAAUUACAGUAAUAUUUACACACAAAAUACAUUUUAUAGGUCAAAAUUUAUUAUUUAUUGUAUCCAUCAUAGGAGUUGAUCAAUUUCAUGAUAAGAUAAAUAUCAUUUUGUUACCAUGGCAAUUUGUAUAGUAUACUUCUGAGCUUAUAUGACAGUGUGUUAAUGAUGCAAAACAGAUGUAUUACAUUCUAGAAGACUUUGUAUCAAUUAUGACAUCACCAACUACUAGUGAGUUUUGUCUAUACCUUACUCGCUCAAUAAUACACCACAUGUAUACAAGAGUUAUCAGUGUAGUCAUGCAGCCACCAAAUGAAAUUAUGAUUUACCAACAAAUCUGUUAUAAUACAAGGAUACAACAAUAGUGACAGUAUUAAUAAUUCAGAUAACCCAUAAAUAGUGAAAAAGCUGUUUAGGAAAAACCAGAGAUGAAAACUCACUAAAUUCAGAAUAAAAAUUUCAGGAAUGCUGCCACAUGUAUUUACCGGUAUAUAUACAACUGCAAAUAAAAGAUGCAUGUCACUUGAGUGAAGAAUAUGUCGAGGAUUAUACGUUUAUUAUGUUCACAGACAAUACCGUAAAAUUCGUUUUAGAAGCUGCAUCCCUAA